UGCGUCCUAGCCCGUACACCUUCACCUUUCUCUCUCUCUCCCCGCUUUUCUCCUUCUCCCGCUCUGUCUCUUUGGUUGAGCAAAUAUCCCUGCCCCUUCCUUCUCUCUCCCUCCCCCCCCGUCGCUCUCUUUCUCUCUCCCCUGGCUGCAAAACCAACUAGAACCCACCCGCCCCAUCUCUCUCUCGCUUGCGCGAGCAGCAAAACCAGGGGACCCGCUCCACACUCUUGCACUCAUCCUCCCUCUCUCUCAGAAAAACCACGCCAGCAGCAUGACUAGGGCAGCAGCGGCUCACUUGCUCUUGGAGAAAGGUUACAGAAUGAGUAGUUUGGCAACUAGCAACACCAUGUCCAUUCCAUUCAAGGUUUACGAUGGUUUUGACCGACACUGUUUGGUGUACAUUUCUCUUAGUACCGACAACCCUUAUAGGAAGUACUACAAAUGCAAAUCCAAGUGCAAAUCAUGUCACAAAUGGAAUGUUUUAUGUGAUAUGUAUCAUAGUAGCGGACAUGAUUGGAAUAAAACAUCAUCAUCACCAUCGAAUAAUGAAACAUAUGGCCAAUAUUUUAGUAGAUCAACAAAGACAAAUUGCACAAGGGGAGACAAGCGCAUUCUUGUUUAUGUUUUAGCUUUGUCAGUCGUAUUUAUUAUUGCAUUAGUAUGUGUCCUCUUAUUUCCUUUCAUCAACUUGUAAUUUAAAGUGACCUGAAAGAUAUUGAGGGUGACUUUUUUGUUGAUACCAAUGUGAGAAUGGGUUAGGAUUGUUUGAAGCCUUGGUAUCUAUGUUUUUGUUUUUGGUAUAUGUCUUUGUUGUUAUAUUCAUGUCUUUGUUGUUAUAUCCAUGUCUUUGUUGUUUUUUUGUUCAUUGUUGUUUUGCUGACACAAUUGAGAAAGAGAGAGCACAGGGUAUUGAACUUUCGGUA
Molecule: messenger RNA, 923 nt
Organism: Amborella trichopoda
Lineage: Eukaryota; Viridiplantae; Streptophyta; Magnoliopsida; Amborellales; Amborellaceae
Source: RefSeq, a predicted model, not a curated record